This is a messenger RNA of Brassicogethes aeneus, 604 nucleotides long. NCBI's taxonomy places the organism in Eukaryota, Metazoa, Arthropoda, Insecta, Coleoptera, Nitidulidae. The record is from the annotation of a GenBank genome assembly.
AUUUGUCUACGUGUUUUUCACUGUGUGGUGUUUUUGUUUACAAAAUCGCCUUGCAAGCAAGUUAUCCAUAUUGUUGUUAAAUCAUUUUCAAACGAAAUUAGUUGCUGAAAUGUCGAGUCCCAAGACUGAAUGUGAACUUAAGGGGGGCCACCCCCCAGCAGUUAAAGCAGGUGGAAUGAGAAUUACACAGCACAAAACAAGAAAAGAUUCCGGCGGAUUGGGAGAAGAUACUACCGGAAUAACCGCAGUUUCCAGCAGCCCCCCAAAAACAACCACAAUUUCAGGGGCUGUCACCAAAGGCCAUGCCGAUUUUCCUGUUGAAGCUGUGCAGAGUUUUCACAAGGAAAAACCACCAGUCUCUCAUUCCAACUCCAAACCAGUUUGCCACAUCCAACAACCUAGGAAGUAGGUUGUUUUUAUUAGGUAUGACUAUUAUUGAUUUGUUAUGACGAUUCAUAGUUUGUAGUCCUAUUUUUUUUUACUAUUAUAAAGCAUAGAUAAAGCUUAUCACUUGUAAAACGUUCUAAGAAAUAAGUUUAUUAAAAAUUUCAAAUUUUAUUAAUAUGGGGCUUUAUAAUUUACUUAAUAAAACUUUUGUAAAACG